Molecule: messenger RNA, 6518 nt
Organism: Monomorium pharaonis (pharaoh ant)
Lineage: Eukaryota; Metazoa; Arthropoda; Insecta; Hymenoptera; Formicidae
Product: WD repeat, SAM and U-box domain-containing protein 1
Exons: 18
Coding region: 1669-4392 (907 amino acids)
Biological process (GO): protein ubiquitination
Molecular function (GO): ubiquitin-protein transferase activity; protein binding
Source: RefSeq, a predicted model, not a curated record
ACGAAGAGAAAGAAUAACGAUGUAGUCUCGAGAGCGAGGGGGGAAAAAAAAAAAUCGCGGAACGAUGUCCCGGCCCGGCCGCGAUGUUUCCGGGCUUGGAAGGAUAUGACACGAGACGCGUUAACGAUUCCGGAGGAAUAUAUACCUACGUGUAUUUAGUGGGAGUGAUCCCUCUCUCGGGCGAGCGUCGAUUUGUCUUCCGCUUGACUGGGCUCCACCGAUUUGCCGUUGGUCAAUAAUUUAAUAAGAGGUUCAUUGGCUUGAUAACGGAUUAAAUAACGGCUCGCCACCCACGCGAGCCAUAACGGAUGAAUUAUUAUUAAAUAGCUAUUUUUUGCGUUGGCGUGAGACAAUUAAUAUGUUUCGGAGUCAUGUAACUCUUCGAUAAACACGGCGUUUUCGAAUGGUUUGAACGCGUCGAUUUUUCAAGUUGACGAAUGAUAUAGAAUUCGGCAAAGUGCAUUUAUAAAGUUUUUACAAUUUACACUUUAUAUCCUUGUGACGUGUGUGCGAAGAAGUUUACGAUUAAUAUUUUGUAAGAUUAAAAGAAAAUUUCUUUUAUAUAUUCAUUUUCAUAAAAUUUUGCGAUAUUUACGGCUAAUAUGAUAUUUUAUAUUUUAUAAGAUUUUUAAUUCCCCCUUUAUUCGAUUUAUUUAUAUCUUUGUAACGUGAUGAAGUUUACAGCUAAUAUAAUUUUGCGUUCUAUAAGAUUUUUAGUUUUCCUUUUUAUUUAUUUAUAUCUUUAUAAUGUGAUGAAGUUUACGGUUAAUAUAUCAUUUCGUGUUUUGUAAAAUUUUUAAUAUUUUCCCUUCUUUUGUUUAUUUAUAUUUUUGUAAUAUGUAAAGUUUAUAAAUAAUACAAUUUUUAUCCUAUAAGAUUUUUAAUUUCCCCUUCAUCUUUCUAUUUAUUUAUAUCUUUAUAACGUGAUGAAGUUUAUGGCUAAUAUAGUUUCACAUUCUAUAAAAACUUUUAAUUUUCCCUUCGUAUACUCAUUUACAUUUUCACAACACAAUAAAGCUUAUGUGACUAGUAAUUUUGCAUUAGUUUUAUAUUAUGACGUGUAUAAGUUAAUUUUGCCAUUAAUACAUAUUUCAAAAUUUCCACUAUAUGAAUAAGAACGUUUUAGUUCUGCAUGUAAUAAUUCAACCACAUCUCUUUUCAAAUGCAAUUUAAUUCAAUGCAUUUUGCUGCGAUCAUUAAACAUUUGCGCGCAAAAUAAAUAAACACGUCGCGUGUCGUCGUGUGCAGAAAUAACAUAUUUUUUAUUUAUCGCACGACAUUAGCUCUUUCUCGAAUAUAUAAUUUGCCGCACCAGAACUCGCACCCUAUCCUUAUCUGAUGAUCAAUUAUAACCAACGAAUGCUUUAUAUAGUUUUGUUUUUAACCGCGAUACCUAUCGCGAUUGUAAUGAUGCAAUGACGUUGUCUUUCAUAGAUGAAACACGAUAAGCACAAUCGAAGGCUUUUAUGUACACGUCAGCAUUAACGAUAAAGCUCUCUUACGUGUCUAUAAGUUUGACACUUCUGUCUUUACAUUGUGAAAAAUUGCCAUUUCACUCGUUAUAAAUUAAGAAGUAUUGAAAAACGAAACGGCCGUACUGUCACGAGCGAAACGUAUCUCAUUAUUUUAGAGUAUUAAAGCUAAGAACCCCGUUAAUCUGAAAAAAACAUGACUGCCAUAGGCGACGUGCAAGCCUUGCAGACUUUGACAGUUUACACCAGCGAUAUAAACAGCGUCGACUUCGCCGGUGAUUGCGUUCUGGUAACGGGAUCUGGGGACAAACGCGUCCGGGUUUGGGAAUGGCAGCCCGGUACUGGCUACGUGGAGGCAUAUUUCUCACCCCUGAUGGGGCACAAGUACGGCGUGACCUCGGUCAAGGUCAGCCCCCAGUCCACUAUGCUGGCCACCUCCAGCAUAGACGGUACCACGCUGCUCUGGAACUUACGUACGGGAAUGAAGAUACACACUAUGGUGCAAGUGGGCGGCGAGGCGGUGAGAGUCUGCAGAUUUUCGCCGGAUUCGACGUUACUCGCGACUGCUGGAGAUAACGGGCAAGUCUGUAUCUGGGAUCUGGUUCAUCGUAAUUUAAUCAGAUGUUUUCAAAAGCAUGAGGGUGCCGUGCAAAGCCUGUCCUUCUCGCCGGACUCGAGUUGGCUGAUCACCUCGUGCACGCUGGGCGUCCUAAAGCUGUUCUCCACUGCCGAACUGAUUGAUACUUGUACCUCUACCAAUCAGGAAAUCGCCGAACUCGUCUCGAUCGAUGAUGCUCACGACAUGGGGGUAGUUUGUUGCGAUUUCUCGACUUUCCAAGAAGUCACAUGUAAUGAACCAUACACUAAGCUUUAUCAAUUGAUCACGUGCGGCAACGAUCACGACGUGAAAUUGUGGGAAGUCACGGUGAGCCAGAAUAAGUGCGAGACCCAACCCUCUACUGCCACUGUACAGCUUUGCAGAGUAAUGGAAAAGCACAGCAGUGCCUUAACUUGCGUCCGUUUUAGCAGCAACGGAUUAUAUAUUGCCAGCUGUGGCCUCGAUAAAACGGCAGUAAUUUGGGAAACGAGCUCAGGAAAGAUCAUGGCGAUACUCUCCGGUCACAACAGAUACGUAGCUUGCUGCGCUUUUUCACGCGACGGAAGUUUACUAGCGACAGGCUCUAACGAUAAAUCGGUAAUCGCAUGGGACUUGACAGGAAACUUAACUAUUGAUUCGGAACUGUCAAGAAACGUUGGAACGAAGUGGUUUGUGAAUGAUCCUGAAAAGAGUACUAUGCACGAACACGAUCUAAUGAGAAAUGUCGAGACAUACGCUAACGAAGUGAGAUUGAUUCAAAGAUUAGAGGAACAUAAUGGUGCGGUGAACAGCGUUGCCUUCCAUGGAAAUAAUCUUUUAGCUUCAGCGUCAGGUGAUAAAUUAGUGCGCAUUUGGAGCAUUGAAACAGAAGAAGAGGAUGGAGAGGAAGUGAUCAAAAUACUUGAAAAAUCAUUCAGUCCACUGGACGCUCACACUUACAGCGUCAAUUACGUGGAAUUUAGUCCAUGUGGUUCAAUGCUUGCCUCCUGCUCUCUCGAUGGGACGACUUUAGUUUGGAAUACAGAAACUGGAGAUCAAGCAAAAUCCUCUUUCGUCAAUUCCUGCACAGGCAUCCGCGUGUGUCGAUGGUCGCCCGACGGCACAAAGAUUGCCACCGCUGGUGACGAUGAGAAGACAACGUUAUGGGACGUGGAAACUAUGGAUCAGUUGCAGCAACUUUGCAGUGUCUUCGAAGGCCACGCUGAUGCAAUAUCCGCCAUCGCAUUCACGCACGAUUCCCGAUACUUAGUGACCGCAUGUAAUGAAGGUACUUGGCGUCUCUUUGAUAUCCUAGAUGAGAAGAAUGGUUCCGAAGCAUUGCUAGUUUGCGACGCGAGUCAUGACUUAGGUGUCCAAGGAUGCGACUUCAGUCCUACUCCAUGCUCCUUGAUGUGCAGUUCGUCAAGGGACACAGAUGUAAACCAACAAAUAUAUCUACUGGCGACGUGCGGUAACGAUUCGUUGGUUAAACUGUGGCAUAUAAUUAUUUCAAAUGAGCCAUUACCUGGUCCAGAUGAGAUUCGAUCGAGCAACACUGGAACGCGUUACAAAGAGAAAAAGUCCUUGACCGGACAUGGUGGAAACGUAAUGUGUGUCCGUUUUUCGCCCAUCCAUGGAGAAGUUUUAGGUAGCGUUGCGACAGAUAGAACAGCUCGCAUAUGGAGCGUGUUUUCCGGAAGCUGUUUAUACGUCCUGGAGGAUCACGAUAGUCUUGUUACGUCUUGCGCAUUUUCCGAAGACACGUCAUUUUUUGCUACAGGUGCAUUGGACAAGACCGUCUUGGUUUGGAAGGUGCCUCAGCAAUUAGUAUCACAAAGUAAUUUGAUGGAUAGCUUAAGAAACAAAAAAAAGAGGGUCGCAGACUGGAAACUGUAUGAUACUUUGAAAUGGCUAAACGACAUUGAAUUAUCCAGAUUGUCCCGGAAAGUGCUUGCUCUGGGAAUAACUGGACGGCAUUUGCUAUCUGUGUCAGAGAACGAAUUAAUAUCUCGAUUGGAAAUUGAAGACGAUGAAGAGGCGGUGGAAAUAUUGAAGAAGCAAUUAUAUUGGCUGAAGCGUGAAGAUUGCAACAUUAUGGAGAAUAUAGAUGAGUCUGAGAUUCCUCAUGAAUUCUUGUGUCCUAUAACGCAUGAGAUAAUGAAAGAACCUGUGCAGUGCUCAGAUGGAUUUACUUAUGAGAGAGCAGCCAUAAAUGAAUGGUUCCUAUGUGGAAAAUACACCAGUCCAAUGACGAACGAGCCGUUACACGAUACUACCUUUACUCCGAAUUUCGCUCUCAGAAACGCUAUACUCACUCUACUUCACGGAGAAGGACCACAAUAGUAACGGCAUUUCAUGCAUCUAUGAAAAAAAACGGCGCACGUGUUGAUACCUUAUGGUCUACACAAUGAGCAAUUUUAUUCUGCGAUAUGUUGAACAUUCAAAAUUCGGUGAUUUUAACGCAAUAAGGUUCAUUCUCUUUACAAGAAUCGAAAGAAAUUCGAAACAUCGAUCGGUAUCAGCGGACCAAUAUUAGACGUGUAAAAAUAUGAAAGCUUAGUAGUGAUUUCAUAAGUAAAAAUUAUCCGCAAAAGGAUACCGCAUGAGGACUGAAGAAAGUUACAAUUCUUGAUUUUUUAUUUCAAAGAGUUUUGAAAUUGAAGUUAUUGAAGCUUAGAGAAAACAUAUUUUAACAGUGAUUAAGAAAAAUUGUAGCAUAACUGAAAAGCGGUGCGUAUCUAAGAACGAUACAUUAUCAAUACUGAUCGAUACUAGGUAGCAAUCUAGAAAUGAUAAGAUUAUUGUCGAAAGAUUUCCGAGCAUUCGAUGAUAUAGCGCGUGUGACAAUACACGCAAUAAUCCAGAUACCUGAUGCAAAGCAACAAGUACAAGUUUACAAAAAUUUAUGGACAAUCUUCGAGAUUUACGGAUAUAAUGGUGUGGCGCUGGUCUAGAUAUCAAAUAUUACAGAGUAGUCGAACGUACAUAUACAUGUAGCUAGAAACAUAUCGAGAAUACACGGAUUUUAUAUCGGUUCUAGGUAUAAACGAGAGAUUUACAAGUUCUCGAAUUGAGUCGAACGUGGCGUGUGUUUUUGUCGCUCUCUUUUGCAUCUCCAUUCCAAAUUUUUUAUAACUCAAAUAAUCCACGCGUUCUCCCGGCCGAAAAGAUUCGAUUCCGUGUCAGGAACGCUUUAUGAUUUUGCGUUCUUGAUAUCAAUAUUAAAUAGAACUAAUUUUAGAGUCUUGCAUUAACAGGGUUAACUUGGCACCAGAGAAAGGAUUUAGGAUUAUUUAAUGUCGAAGGAAAUGGAUUUUCGUGGCUUUUUAACCAUUUCUUCGGACGCUAAAUGGAUCUAAGACGAUUUCUAUUGCGCUGCAAAGUUGCAAAUCUUUUCUUACAAUUGUUAAGACCUUUAACAAGCCCAAACCUUAAGUACUGAACAUAAUUGAAAACCAAGUUUUCAAUUUAUAUAGUGAAUAAUAAUGAAAAUUUUCCGUGUUAUAAACACAUUUUAGAAUGAAUAUGCUACUUAGUAGUAUAGAAAUAUUUGUGCCUAACGUAAUGAGGAGUUAUUGUAUUUCUUGAAAUAUUAAAGAAACAUCUCGAUUUUUCAAUCUACGGCAUUAUAUCGUGUUUUAUCAAAUUAUUAUCAAAUAUUUAUUUUAUCUUUGAAUAUAACUUUGUAUAUAUUACCAGAAAUAUGUUAAUACUUGUGUAUAAUAAUGUUACUUUCUAUUAUCAAAUAUUAUAUUAUUAAUAUUUUAAUUGUCGUUUUUUUAAUUUAUUUGUUGCACCAACAUCUAACAAAGAUUUUUUUAUAUGUCAAUUGUUACCGAUAAUAAGCACAGAGUGCUUCUUAUUAUUAAUUGUUGUAAUGCUGUAGACUUUGUUAUACACUUUUUAGAUCGAUGAGAUAUGAAUAUAAAUAGCUAUAAUCAUUUUAUAAUAACACUGUAUUAAUUCUUACAGUAGUUUUAAGUGUUAUAAACAACAAUUACAAAAACUGUAAAUAGAAUUAUAAGAAAUGACAAGAUAUGCGUAUGUAUCGCUCAGAGGAACGUAACCGUCGAUUUCUUUCUCUUUGAGAAAUCAGUCAGAGAUGAUUAAAAAAACUUGAUCGUUUCUAAUUAGCGUUUACGCAUAGGUUUUUACAUGAUUUCUACAAAUUUUUCGAUCACCCAUUACGAACACGGUUUUGUAAUUGUAUGUCUUCAAAUUGUCACUCGAAUUAAAAGUCUGUAUUUCUGUGAUAUAAUUGAGAAAUCGUUUGAAACUUGUUAUGUAUCGGAGAAAUGCGGUUUUUAAUAGUAGUAAACGCGGUCGAGAAUAACACAUUUAGAAUCGCGCUAUCGAGGAAAUCGUCCGACUCGCAAUCGAGCUUGAGCAUUAAACGAUUUUAUAAUUGUAAACGUGAUUUUUCUGUAUAGCUAUAUACAAAUAAUAAAACCAAUACUAUAAUAUUAAAA